Messenger RNA from Penaeus indicus, 894 nucleotides. RefSeq names its product basic salivary proline-rich protein 4-like. The record is from RefSeq and is a predicted model, not a curated record. NCBI's taxonomy places the organism in Eukaryota, Metazoa, Arthropoda, Malacostraca, Decapoda, Penaeidae. The transcript is spliced from 4 exons. The coding region runs from base 1 to 894 and encodes 297 amino acids.
AUGAGGCAGCGAGCACCUUCUUCCACAAAAACCUGCACCGAAGUACAAAGAAGCGCUGCCCCGGGAACGCUACAGCCGAGGCGCCGCCCGCACUUGCGAUCCCGCGCACCAAUGACACCUCGCAAGUUCACACGACGAAGCAAUAAGCCUCUUCUCGCCCCCGGCGCCCCGCCCGCCACACCAGCCCCCACCCGCCCGCCCACUGCCCCCAACGCCCACUCUCUCUCCCGCCCCAAUUUUCUGCGCCCAGAUUAUCAUGGCAACACCAGCGUCGCCUACACCGUAACGAUGAUGUUGCCACGUCGCCCUCCUGUGAACGACAAGCUAGGUCCUCCUCGACAGCACGCGGCAGGCUCGGAGGCGCGGGUCUCUCGACCCCCCCCCCCCCCUCGUCAUCCGCGAAAACUCCCUCGCCGCCAGAUCAACAAGUUCCUCCUCUCGCCUGCGAAGUCACUUCCCUGGAGCGCCGCUGCCCCGGUCACUUCACAACUCCAAGGGCCGAUCCCCUCGUUUCACUUCUCCCGCGCGGUCCAGGUCGCUCCGAGGAGGUCGUUCCUCUCCGUUGCACUAAACGCAGGUCACUUCCCGCUCUCACCUCCCCUCCGGCCUGACUCCUCGCCUCCGCUCGAAAGGGCGCGCGACCCUCCGUGUCUCCAGCACAGUGCCCUCCCAAAGGGCGCCGCUCCUCCAGGGGCCAGCAGGAGGCGGCAGAGCGGGCGCGGCGGCGGUGGCAGCAGAGGGCCGCAGCGGCAGCAGGAGCAGCAGAGCGAGCGAGCGCGCUGGGUGUGGAGCCGCAUUGAUCGACCAGCUGCGAACUGCGGCGCGCUGGUGCCCGUGACAGUACCUGUGGCGCGCCCCAACUUCUGCAACAAUCGCUCUGCAUCACAACUUUAA